GUAAGCGAAAGAAAUAAAAAAGUAUAAAUAGAAAAAAAAUAAUCUAAAAUAAACUCUCCUUCUUCAAGCUUAGCAGCGAAUCCCUCUCUCUCUCUCUCUCUAAAUUCAGCAGUGUAGAAGUUGAUCUAUAGCCAUUACACAUAUCGCAUUUCGCUGUUCUCUAUAGCUAUGGUUCGUUCUAAUUGCUCUGUGAAACUAAUAUCUGAUUGGGCAUGAAUCGUCUGAGAGUUUGUUAAGAUCCGAUACUUAUAAGAAUAUUUACAGAAGUGAUAAAAUUGGAAUUUUCACUGAUGGUGUAUGCGACUGACCCUGUAGAGUCCUUUUUUAAUUCGCUUCAAGUUGUCAAGGAUGCGUUUAUGCCGCUCGAAUGUGGUAUUCGAAAAGCAGCAAAAGAUUUUGAGCAUUGUUGGCCAGGUUCAAAUGAUGGGGCGAGAAAUCUGGAAUUUGUUAGUGUUGAGAAGAUUAGUAGUAAGGUUCAGAUCCUGUCUUCGAAGAAAAAAUGUACUGAGUGCGUGGUUAGUGAUAAUAGAGAGAAGGGUUUUUCUAUAAAGAUUCCGAUUAAGACUUUCUUGGGAUUUUUUCCACAAAAUUGUACAAGUAAUGACCAUAAGGUCAACAUGUCAAAAAAGGGGUUGAAGGAGAGGUAUGCUGGUAAUGAGGUUGUGAAUUGCAUACGGUUGGUGGUGAUGUGGUCAGUGUUGCUUGAUGGAUUCGUCCAGGCUAUCCCGAAUCUGUUUAAAAUCAGUAAAAAGCAGCUUCAGAAAACAGAUUAUGGAAACGAACUUUGUACAAAUUCGUCCCCAUGCACAUUUAAACAGUGGGUUCCUUGUGAAGGAAAGCGAAAGCAAUCAAACGGUCUUCUUUCAACAUUUCAGAAUGAGGAUGUAAAACAAAAUCAAGGAAUAAAUAUGUCAAUUGAGUGCCUUACAGGUUUUGUUUUUGAUCAAUUAACUCAAAAUCUUCAGAAGUUCGAUUUCGGUGUCCAACAAAGUGAAUGCAAGAAUUGUGACUCAUCUCUUCCUCCUCAUCCUACCAAUCAGUUUAAUCGUGCACUUACAAGCAUUUUGGAAGGUAAAAAAGAGGUUAUCGAUGGUUUUUUGCAAAAUUUGAGGUUUGCUAGAGUGGGAGGCAUUCCAUCGGGUAUUGUGGGAGUAGCUUCUUCUGUUAAAGAAGAGGGUGAUGACAGUGUUGCUUCUAGAGACGGGGAAGAAUCUGGGGGUAGUUCUCCGCAGAAGCUGGCUAAUGGGUUAUUUAGCAUUCCCUUGUCAAAUGUCGAGCGGUUGAGAUCCACACUAUCAAUUGUUUCAUUGACAGAACUAAUUGAACUUGUACCUCAGUUUGGGCGAUCUUCAAAAGGCUAUCCUGACAAGAAGAAGCUUUUCUCAGUUCAGGAUUUUUUCAGAUACACUGAAUCUGCAGGAAGAAGGUUCUUUGAGGAGCUGGAUAGAGAUGGCGAUGGCCAAGUUAAUUUGGAAGAUCUUGAAGUUGCUAUGCGAAAGAAAAAGCUGCCUCGGAGAUAUGCUCGUGAAUUCAUGUGUUGUGCUAGAAGUCACUUGUUUUCAAAAUCAUUUGGUUGGAAACAAUUCUUGUCCUUGAUGGAACAAAAGGAACCAACCAUUCUUCGAGCUUAUACUACCCUCUGUUUGAGCAAGUCUGGUACACUACAAAAGAGUGAAAUAUUGGCGUCACUAAAAAAUGCCGGACUUCCAGCAAAUGAGGAUAAUGCUGUUGCCAUGAUGCGGUUUCUGAAUGCAGACACAGAAGAAUCAAUUUCUUAUGGACAUUUCCGUAAUUUUAUGCUUCUGCUCCCAUCUGAUCGACUAGAAAAAGAUCCUCGGAGUAUCUGGUUUGAAGAUGCUACUGUUGUCGCUGUUCCGCCGCCUGUGGAAAUUCCAGCUGGAAGUGUUCUUAAAUCUGCAUUGGCUGGGGGACUUUCUUGUGCAUUAUCUAGUUUUCUAAUGCACCCCAUCGAUACGAUAAAGACCCAAGUACAAGCAUCGACACUUACUUUUCCAGAGAUCAUCUCAAAGAUUCCAGAAAUUGGAGUCCAUGGAUUAUACAGAGGCUCCAUCCCAACUGUUCUUGGACAAUUUUCAAGUCAUGGCUUGCGAACUGGAAUUUUUGAGGCAAGCAAACUUGUGUUGAUAAAUGUUGCUCCAACACUUCCAGAAAUACAGGUUCAAACUGUAGCAUCAUUCUGUAGCACUUUCCUGGGGACAGUAGCGCGGAUACCAUGUGAGGUAUUAAAGCAAAGGUUGCAGGCUGGCAUUUUUGACAAUGUGGGACAGGCAAUUGUUGGAACUUGGCAUCAAGAUGGUCUUAAGGGUUUUUUCCGUGGGACGGGUGCCACGCUCUGCCGGGAGAUUCCAUUCUAUGUUGUGGGCGCAGGGCUUUAUGCCGAGUCCAAAAAGGUUGUCCAGAAGCUUUUGGGACGCGAUCUGGAGCCCUGGGAGAUAAUUGCUGUUGGGGCUAUAUCUGGUGGGCUAACUGCUGUUCUUACAACACCCUUUGAUGUGGUGAAGACUAGAAUGAUGACUGCACCCCAAGGCCGGUCGGUUUCCAUGUCAAUGGUAGCCUUUUCUAUUCUCCAUCACGAGGGACCCCUUGGAUUAUUUAAAGGAGCUGUACCCAGGUUCUUCUGGGUUGCUCCACUGGGUGCCAUGAACUUUGCCGGCUAUGAGCUUUUAAGGAAAGCAAUGGACUAAAAUGAAGAGCAAUCUGGUGAGCAGUUCUCUCACAAAAGUUGACCACCGCAAGUGUAAAUUUCUAACCGAACAAUUGAACGUGCAUGCUGGUGGAAAGUUUUGAGCUUUUUCUGAGUGCAGCAGCAUCAUGUGCCUCAAAUUUUAAUCUGUCGACAUUUCUGUCAUUAUUGUCAAACGAUAGUCUCUUUUUGUUGUUGUCAUUUUAAAUCUUUUUUUUUUUUUCAACUCGUUUUGAACUGUGAAAUGCCAGUGAUGGCUUGCACAUAUGUUCAUAGUUUUUCUUUGUAAUCCAUUUUGUAUAUUUAUGUGCAGGCUUUUGUAUCUUCCUCUUUCUAAUAUCAAUCUUUAAUUUUUAUUAUCCUUA
Cornus florida is the source of this 3069-nucleotide messenger RNA. RefSeq lists its product as uncharacterized. Gene Ontology annotation, cellular component: mitochondrial inner membrane. The record is from RefSeq and is a predicted model, not a curated record. The transcript is spliced from 8 exons. The coding region runs from base 291 to 2705 and encodes 804 amino acids. Gene Ontology annotation, molecular function: calcium ion binding; S-adenosyl-L-methionine transmembrane transporter activity. Lineage: Eukaryota; Viridiplantae; Streptophyta; Magnoliopsida; Cornales; Cornaceae.